UGUAUUACCAACUUUGGCAUGUUGUGUAUCGCUGUACGUGUAUAUUUCUAGCGUUAUUACAAAUAGAAAUGAUUGAAGUGUUAAAUAAUCAAAGUCAUUUUCAUAGUUUUAUUUGUAAUCAUUAUUGUUUGUCACUAUAGAAUAAAAACUUUUGAUAUAAUUACUUUUUCUUUAUAAUGGAGAAAAUUUAACAAUUACUAUUCAUAUUAUUCAUGAUAGUAAAUUGAUUUUGGUAGAAUCAAAUAUCAAUAUUAAAUCGUUAUAGACGUCAUUUAUCUCUAUAACUUUUUGAUUUCCUCUUUUUUGUCCAUGACAAUUCUAAAUUUGGUUGGUAACUUUGAUUAUUACAAAAAAAAAGUCAACCGCCAUAAGUUUACUUCAGAACAAAUUUUUUUUUUUACAUUUUAAUUUAUAUCCACAACAACCCGCAAGUACUUUCAUUUAAAAUGGCAGAUAAGGAACUUCAAGAAGAAUUAGAAAUGUUACGAAAGACGCGACGUGACUUACAAGAAUAUUAUUAUCUUUUAAGAAUAUUAAGAAAUGAUAUAGAAAAAAUGAUAGGCAACUUUUCAUUUACAUCCGAUAUUUGUGAGACACAAAAAGACACUACAGCUCGAGAUAUUAAGAAAGAUAAAAAAAUUCCUUAAUAGCAUCAUAAAUUGUAUUAAAAGUAUUCAAAUAUGGUAAAUCAAUUAUAUAUUCUUAUUCAUUUUUCGGGAAGAUAUAGUUAUAUUGAUCUUUAUUUUAUAUUCCACUAUAAGUUUUCUUAAUUAAUAUUUUUUAUUAAUAAAAUUAAUAUUAUAUAUAUAUAUAAAUUUUUAGUAUACUUUGUUUCAUAUCAAGAAUUCCAUGCUCAUUUUGGCAAAAUAUUAAAGUACAGGCGUAAAAUGAAAUUUAAAAAUGAUCUCCAAGUGUUAUUCAUAUUAUUUUCAAAGUAUUACCGGAUGUUUUUAUAGACUUUGCAUAGUUCAAAAUAGUUCAAAAAUACAAUUGAAUAUUAAUAAGAGAAAUAUAAAAUCUCAAAGUCAAAAUAGAUCUAAAGAGAAAAUAUAUGGAGAAUGCAAAUUAAAUAAUAUUAAGCAACUCACACGAUCUUAUGAAUAUAAUAUUUUCCAUGAUCGUAUGAUUGAUAUAAAUGUUUGUAUUAUUGGUGGAGGUUUAUCUUCUGUUUAUACAGCAAUUCUUUUAAAACAAUCCCGUCUUAUAAAAGAUAUACAUUUAGUUGAUUUAAGUGGAAAAUUAGCUGGUACUGUCUUGGAUGCAAGCCAUAUUGAUACUUCUAUUUGCAUAAAGUAUUUUACAAAAAGACUGAUCAGAGAAGCCUUAGUAAAAACAAAUAUUGUUGCACUUAUGGAUGAGUCUGAUUUAAAUAUCUUUAAUGAUCCAUAUGUUCAACUUAAUACAUGCUCAAAAUACAUUCAUCAAACAGUAGAGGAUAUAAUUACAAUUUCUCCUAUGGCUCUUGUAGCAAUUUUUACAAAACCAGUAACAGCAACAUUAUCAAUGGUAUCAGAGAUUUAUAAACAUGCAGGCAAAUGGGAUCCAAAUAGAUUGAUUGGUUCUGCCUCUACAGAGAUAAUGCGAAUUGAAACAAUAACAGGAAAUAUCUUAGAUUUGAAUCCUGCAUCUAUAUCAAUCCCAAUAGCUGGAGGGGCUGAUCUAAAUACUAUUGUUCCGCUUUUAUCAUGCGCAAAACCUAUCAAUGGAUUUAUAACCGUGCAUUAUAACACAUUGGUAGAAUUAUUUCAAGCGACCAAACAAGAGAAAAUACAUUCUAAUGUCAAAAAGUUUGCCCUCUUGGAUGGAUGCGCUGCAGUAAAAUUAAUUUUAGCUCUUGCUGGUGGCCUUAGUGGUCUUGAUAAUAUCUAUGCAUGUGGUUUUGUACGGUCAAAUGUAAUGCCCUUAUGUCGUUUCUUUACGUCUCAAUUACAAUUUGGAUUAAGAGGAAUUAAAGAAAAUUUAGGUCUGCCGAAAGUUUCACCUUUGGAAAUUAAUAUGAUCGAAAAAGCAAUUCCAAUUAUUAAUGAAUACGUUGAAAUGGGAGUAAAAGCUGCUAAUUGUAAAGAAAUAAAAUCAUAAUACAUUAAAAUUAUUAUUUCUACUUA
Molecule: messenger RNA, 2105 nt
Organism: Vespa velutina
Lineage: Eukaryota; Metazoa; Arthropoda; Insecta; Hymenoptera; Vespidae
Product: malate dehydrogenase-like
Exons: 5
Coding region: 901-2079 (392 amino acids)
Biological process (GO): tricarboxylic acid cycle
Cellular component (GO): cytoplasm; mitochondrion
Molecular function (GO): L-malate dehydrogenase (NAD+) activity
Source: RefSeq, a predicted model, not a curated record